AAAGUUAAUAAAGAAAAAAAUGAUCUUAUGUUAAACAUGCCUGAUGAUUCUGAGUUAGACGAAUACGUAACAUAUUCAAGUAAAUUAAGAGAAAUUCCUAUUCUUCCUAUCGCACGCAAGAGUGUUGUCAUGGGCACAACAUGGACAUUUAAACCUACGUCUAAACAUAGUUUUGUGCAGCUUUGUGCUUCAAGAAUGGUUGAAAGAUUUGGUAGAGAUUAUGCUAAUUAUGAAGAAAUAUCGAUAGAAUUCAAAAACAUAGAGUACAAUAAUAAUAGUGCUUAUGAAAAUAAAGAACAAAUAAAUAAAGAAGGUUGGAUUAUUAUUUUUACAAAUAUUUUUG
Messenger RNA from Dentiscutata heterogama, 343 nucleotides. Lineage: Eukaryota; Fungi; Glomeromycota; Glomeromycetes; Diversisporales; Gigasporaceae. The record is from the annotation of a GenBank genome assembly.